GAGACUCAUCACGUCUCGAGGGGGACACUAAAUGUGCUACUGGAACAGGUUUCACAUCAUCCACCGGUGACUGCACUUCAAGCAACUGAUGACAGAAACAACAUAGAAAUGAUAUGGUGUCAAUCUCCCCUACCAAGAUUCCAUGGCACUUACAUCGAAACGGAGGUGCACGGGGAGAGGCGGUUGAAUAUUCUGGACAAGAGAGAAACUUACACGAUGAAUUCUCCGAAGCUUGUAAUAAGAUUUUUCCCUUUGCCAGGUGUCGAUUGGCUGGGAAAUGUCAAGAUUCGAUGUGAAGAAAGUGGUAUUGAAGCAGAGUUGUGUUACAGAGGAAACUCAUUUUUGCCACGACCCUCUAUACAUAGAUCGGUUAAAGGGAAGAUAUUUAUGUCAUCCACAUCAAAGACCGUUUAUGAGGUUAGUGGCCACUGGGACAGAACCGUAAUUGUGAAAGAUGUUUCCACCAGAAAAACAACAACCAUCUACGAUGCGAAAGAAGCACUUCACCGAUUGAAGACUCCCAUUGUUAAGGAUCCAAAGGCGGUUUUAGAGAGUGAAUCGAGUGUGGUGUGGGGGGAAGUGAGCGAGGCCAUUCUAGAAAAGAGCUGGGGAAAAGCUAAGGAAAUCAAGACAUGCAUUGAGGAAAAGCAGAGAGAAGCUGCAAGAGAGAGAAAGUCGAGACGAAAACAAGACGAAGAAGAAGAAGAAGAAGAUUAUAUUCCAAAGUAUUUUACAGUAUCUCACAGCAAAGAAAAUGGAUGGAGCUGCUUACCCAGCAAUAAGUUGGUUCCAACAGCUCCAAUUGUUGUUAAUGACUAACCCUUUUUGUAAAACCAACAUAUAUAAUAUACAUGAUUUAAAUUUUACAAUUCUUGUAUAA
Messenger RNA from Erythranthe guttata (spotted monkey flower), 880 nucleotides. Lineage: Eukaryota; Viridiplantae; Streptophyta; Magnoliopsida; Lamiales; Phrymaceae. The record is from RefSeq and is a predicted model, not a curated record.